Molecule: messenger RNA, 288 nt
Organism: Lachancea sp. 'fantastica'
Lineage: Eukaryota; Fungi; Ascomycota; Saccharomycetes; Saccharomycetales; Saccharomycetaceae
Source: the annotation of a GenBank genome assembly
AUGACUCCAUUUGGCGCAGGAUUGCGUUCGACUCAACAUGCAGCAGAUCUCGAAGAACUGGAGCGCUUGAAUGUCUCAUUACUGGACCAGUUCCAUAAAUUGAGUGACUUAAACAAUGUCAACUAUUCAGCAGAUAAAGUCAUCAAAGAACAUAUUUCACAUUUGAAAAGGUAUAAUGAGCUUCGAGACACUGGUUUGGCCCUAGCCCAAAUGAUCGCGGACGAAAAAAAUUGUAAGAUCAAGGAAGUUUUUGAAGAAAUGAACUACGAUAUGAGUGAUAAGCUAUGA